This is a messenger RNA of Haliaeetus leucocephalus (bald eagle), 1327 nucleotides long. RefSeq names its product endonuclease G (gene ENDOG). Gene Ontology annotation, biological process: apoptotic DNA fragmentation. NCBI's taxonomy places the organism in Eukaryota, Metazoa, Chordata, Aves, Accipitriformes, Accipitridae. The transcript is spliced from 3 exons. The record is from RefSeq and is a predicted model, not a curated record. Gene Ontology annotation, cellular component: nucleus; mitochondrial inner membrane. Bases 299 to 733 code for a protein of 144 amino acids. Gene Ontology annotation, molecular function: nucleic acid binding; RNA endonuclease activity; metal ion binding.
CUUGCCGGGCUCGGGGCGGACCGAGCUCACCAAGUACGGGCUGCCCGGGCUGGCGCAGCUGCGGAGCCGCGAGUCCUACGUGCUGUGCUACGAUCCGCGGAGCCGCAGCGCGCUUUGGGUCAUCGAGCAGCUCAACCGGGAGACGCUCAGCGGCACCUCGGACCGCGCCGCCUGCGAUUUCCAAGAGGACGAUUCGGUGCACGAGUAUCACCGAGCUACCAACGCCGACUACCGCGGCAGCGGCUUCGACCGCGGGCACCUGGCCGCCGCCGCUAACCACAAGUGGAGCCAGAAAGCCAUGCGGGACACCUUCUACCUCAGCAACAUCGCCCCGCAGGAUCCUCAUUUAAACCAGAAUGCCUGGAAUAACCUCGAGAAGUACAGCAGAAGCUUGGCAAAGAACAACAAGAACGUCUACGUCUGCACAGGACCCCUUUACCUGCCCAGGAUGGAGGCCGAUGGGAAGAUGUACGUCAAGUACCAGGUUAUUGGGAAGAACAAUGUGGCCGUUCCCACCCAUUUCUUCAAGGUGCUCAUCUUGGAGAAGGAGAGCGGGGAGAUUGAGUUGCGCUCUUACGUGAUGCCCAACAGCCCUGUGGAUGAGAAAAUCCCCCUGGAACGCUUCCUGGUUCCCAUUGAAAGCAUUGAGCGAGCCUCAGGGCUCCUCUUUGUCCCAAACAUCUUGAAGAGAACAGGUAACUUGAAAGCCAUCACAGCUGGAAACAAGCGUUGAACCCUGACUAAACAAAUCUAGGUAUCCCCUGGUAAGGGACUCCCAGCAGUCAUCUGCAGAACACUAGUUCCUUGUGCAAUUUUAAAUGUGAGAAAUAAGAAUCAAACCAAUGCUUCUCUUUACCUUUCCCCUUGUCUCAUGCAACAGUGAAACACGCACAUGCAGCAGGUCUCAAGGGCAGGUCCUGCAGAAGGCUCCUGGGUGUCUGACACCAUCGUAGGUCUUUAGAAUUUGCCCCUAAUCUGCAGUAUGGAGCAUACCCCUGUAAUUGCUCCCUUUGAGUUGUGUUCACCUUAAGACACAAAGGGAAGUUACUUCAUUUCUGCUAUUUAGCAGGGAAGGAUGGGAGCAUGAUGGGUGCAGGGGGAGGAGAGGAGAGGUUCCUGCCUUUCUGUGGCCAAAGGAUUGUACAAUUGUUUUCUUUCAGAAGAUGGUUUUAGCAGUAAAGCUUUGAACACCCACAAUAUUGGUUGUUUCUUAUCUGCUCUUACCAAAGCUCUGAAUAUCUCAGCAGGGGUGGGAAGGACAGAGCCAACUUUUCCAGCUGCUUUCCUGUUGAGCUCACUAUAGGCAGAGGUUAAGGCAUCAUAGAUG